Messenger RNA from Cylindrotheca closterium, 471 nucleotides. The record is from the annotation of a GenBank genome assembly. Lineage: Eukaryota; Bacillariophyta; Bacillariophyceae; Bacillariales; Bacillariaceae.
AUGCCUGGUGGAGUAGCCAGGGUGGGCCGUUAUGGGGUUACAGACGGAAGGCCGGGUGUAGACGGAGUGCCGAGAUGCGCUGCCAGUCUUUGGCGAAGGCAAUUGCGACGGGACUCAUACGAGUGGCGCAAAGUGGGUGUGGUGCGGAGGUCUGCGGAGGUUGAGUUGGCCGAAUUGGGCGGUGUCUCACUCACACCUGUGCGAAAAAUGCUGUUGCCGUACGGGAUUGGAACGGGUCCGGGUAAGCGGGAACUUGUCGGUACGGGGGCAUGGUGGUGGAGGGUCUGCCAACGGAGGGAAGUGAGCAUGGAUAUGGGGGAUGCUGCAGGUUGGGAACUGGCGGAAUUUGAGGGUGCCACCGGUGGGCAAGUUAAACAGCUGAUGGGCGCUGACGCAACGGUGCAUUUUGAGAGGGCUCCUGGGAGGGAGGUUGGCGUUGACGGUCAACGAAUGCACAGGCGCAUUGAAUAG